This is a messenger RNA of Anolis sagrei ordinatus, 1895 nucleotides long. RefSeq names its product talin rod domain containing 1 (gene TLNRD1). The record is from RefSeq and is a predicted model, not a curated record. Gene Ontology annotation, molecular function: actin binding. Lineage: Eukaryota; Metazoa; Chordata; Lepidosauria; Squamata; Anolidae.
CGGGGCGGAGAAGGGAAGAAGGGAGGGAGGAAGAAGGGAAGCCAGGCAGGGGCCCGCCCUUCCCGGCCAUGCAGCAGAAGCAGCAAGCGCCUGGGCCAAGCAAGGCAAUGGAGGAGCCUUCCUUUGCAAAGAAAGAAAGGAAAAGUUGAGAGAGAGAGAAAGAAAGAGAAGAAAGAGAGAGAGAAGAGGAUGCUGGAGGCCGGAGACGCCUAAUCUGGGCGCAAGAGGCCGCCCUCCUUCUUCCCUUCCCUCUCUCCUUCCUUCCUUCCUUCCUUCCUUCCCUCUCUCUUUCUCUCCCUCCGCCUUUUCCGGGGCCCUGAUCCUUAAGGAAGGAAAGAAGGAAGAGAAGAAGGAAGAGAAGGCAUUGGGACCAACCUACCACCCGGAGGGAAGAUCUAUCCACUCAACGCGGAGAAGAAAGGAGUUAGAUCAUGUUGUUGAGGCAUCAAGGGGGACUUGGUGUUUCAAUGAGGCAGAAGCAACAUCCACCGAUGUGUCGGGAAUUCAGCAUCUUGGAGGAAGAAGCCCAGCUCAUGGCAGUGGAUAACUGAAGUGCCAGAAGUGCCACCUUGCUUGAUUCGGCUGGGAUCACCCUUCUGCCGGCUUCUUUCUCAGUAUUGUAGCCUUCCAAGCCUUUAAUUUUAUCUCUGGGACAUUAAUGGAAUGAUGGUGCGGAAAAGGCAGAGAGGUCUUGCCGGGCUCAGCAGGGACUCCUUGGGAGGCAACCGGAGGGGGAGCGGUGGUGGAAGCGGGGUCCUACGAGGCAUGCUCCUGCUCCCCAGGCACUAUGGCUAGCAGUGGCUCUGGCAAGUCUACCAGCGAGGUAUCGACUCCCAGUGGCAGCGCGUUGCAGAGGAAGAAGCUGACGUCCAUCUGUGACCACUGCAAGGUCAAGAUGCAACUGGUGGCCGAUUUGCUCCUCUUGUCCAGCGAGAGCCGGCCGGUCAACACAGAGAGCCUGUCCGUGUUCGGGGAGUCCUUUGAGAAGUGCCGGGACACCAUCAUCGCCCGGACAAAGGGCCUCUCGAUCCUGACUCAUGAUGUCCAGAGCCACCUGAACAUGGGGCGCUUCACCGAAGUGGGGGACAUCCUGACAGAGAUUGCCGAUUUGGUGGUCUCCUUGACUGAGUGCUCGGCCCACGCGGCUUACUUGGCGGCCGUGGAGACGCCGGGCGCUCAGCCUGCCCUGCCUGGGCUGGUGGACCGCUACAAAGUGACUAGAUGCAAGCACGAGGUGGAGCACGGGUGCAACGUCUUGAAGACCACCCCUUUGGCAGACCUGAGCCCACAGCUCCUGCUGGAGGUUUCUCAGAACAUGUCCAAGAACUUGAAGUUCCUGACGGACUCCUGUGUCACAGCCAGCGAGAAAUCCAAGGAUAGGUUCGCCAAGGAGCAGUUCAAGCUCAGUGUCAAGUGCAUGAGCACCAGCGCUUCGGCCCUCUUGGCUUGCGUCAAGGAGGUCAAGACUUCGCCCAGCGAGUUGACACGCGGUCGGUGCGUCCUGUUCAGCGGGCCCUUGGUGCAGUCGGUCUGUGCCCUCGUUGGCUUUGCUACCGAGCCUCAGUUCUUGGGCAAAGCGGCCGCCAUCAAUCCAGAGGGCAAAGUGGUGCAGACGGCCAUUUUGGGAGGUGCCAUGAGUGUAGUCUCUGCGUGCGUCCUUCUCACUCAAUGCCUCAGGGAUAUAGCCCAACAUACUGACAGUGGCUCCAAGGUGACCGAAUGCAGGGAACGGUUGAGGAACUCGGCUUGUGCCGUCUCCGAUGGCUGCAACCUGCUAUCUCAGGCACUCAGAGAAAGAUCGUCACCUCGGACUUUACCGCCAGCAAACUCCAAUUCUGUGAAUUAACUCUUUUUUUGUCCAUUUAGGCCCUUUCUACACUGCCAUAUAAUCCAGA